Messenger RNA from Monomorium pharaonis (pharaoh ant), 630 nucleotides. RefSeq lists its product as uncharacterized. Bases 1 to 630 code for a protein of 209 amino acids. The transcript has a single exon. Lineage: Eukaryota; Metazoa; Arthropoda; Insecta; Hymenoptera; Formicidae. The record is from RefSeq and is a predicted model, not a curated record.
AUGAUGUUGUGUGGCGUUACGACUGGUAGGACACCUGAAAUUGAAGUACGUAUACAGGAUAGUUACAUCAGAACAAAAAAGGUGAUUAAGUAUCUAGGUAUAUGGAUAGACCAUAAAUGGGAGUUUAGGGAACAUUUAAAGGCUGUAGUACCUAAAGCUGAGAAAAUCUCUCAGAGCCUCGCUAGGUUAAUGCCGAAUUUAAAAGGACCGAGUGAGCGAUGCAGACAUUUGUAUGCAGAGGUCGCUUACUCGGUUCUAAUGUAUGGCUCGCCCAUUUGGGCGGAUAAUAUUUUUAAAUUUAAGAAAGUAAAGGCUAAGAUUAAAGCGUUACAAAGACGCGUGGAUCAACGUAUAAUUAUGGCUUAUAGGACGGUGUCCUAUGAAGCGUCUGUACUGUUAGCCAGAAUGAUUCCUAUUGAACUUAUUGCGGGCAAACACAGUAGGGUAUUUUUUAGAAUGAAAACAAUAAGAAUGGAAGGGGGUGUAUUAACACCCUCUGUAAGGAGAACAAUUAGGAAAGAGAAGAAUGAUGGGGCUCUAGAGGUAUGGCGAAUUAGGUUGGAGCAGUCUGACCCGGAUGCACCGGGUAAGAGAAUAAGAGACGCAAUAGGGCCUUUUCUUUUGGUAUAA